Molecule: messenger RNA, 8163 nt
Organism: Porites evermanni
Lineage: Eukaryota; Metazoa; Cnidaria; Anthozoa; Scleractinia; Poritidae
Source: the annotation of a GenBank genome assembly
AUGGAGCUUCUUAAAUGUGAGUGGGGCUCUUGCGAAGAGAAGUUUGCUUCUUCUGAUUUUCCUGAGUUUAGAGAGCACGUUGAAAGCCAUUUGAUCGAAAUUUUCCCAAAAUAUAAUCGAGGUUUCUCCGAAGACUCGAUCCCUGAUAACUUCGCUUGCAGUUGGCGAGAAUGUGGCUGGGAUUCGCCGAUGGAUGCUGGCGAUCUGAUCCGCCAUGUUUUCUUCCAUGUUUUUCACACAAGAAUAAAGCUUGAAGGCUUUAAAAAGCAACAAGAAAUGAAACUAGCGCCGUGUGCUUUGGACGGUCAGAGUCGUAAUCUCAUCCCCGAAAACCCUGAGCCGUUUCUGUGCGAGUGGAAGGAAUGUAAUGUUAUAUUUAACUGCCCGACGUUGUUUUACCGGCAUGUAGAUAGUCAUGCUAUGGCUGUGGACAAAAAUUUAGUGGAAAUAAGUGAAGAUGGAAGAAAAAAAUUCUCUGUAAAGUGCCAAUGGGAAUAUAAUCCCGGGGAAGGUAAGCUAAGGAAUGAGUAAGCUUAAUAAUGCCAUUUUGUGUUUCUCGUGGCCGCCUCCUUUCUCUUCUCUCUACGGAAGAAGGAGGAUGGUAUUCUUGUUUGACUCCAUGAAAAAUUCGCGUCCAGUGCGUUUACCCCACAAAUUUAUUUGGGAUUUAAAGAUCUUGUUGUGAGUUUUGGAUACUUCCAACAAGCUAUAAUUAUGUGCCAAGGAAAAGCUUUUUGUAGGAAGGAUGAAAACUAGACUAUAAGAAGUCCAUCAUUUUUCUUAGAGAUGGUAGAGCAAGCAAAAUGCGUGACCACAUGUGAAAAUCACCACCCAUGAGAAAGCUAAAGUGAUGAUUUUCACGCACGCUCCAGUAUGCAGAGUAUAGCAAUUGCACGCAUGAGCCCUUUUUGAAAAAGCUUUUUGCACACACUAAAAUCGUAGCAUGCCACAUCCCUUGCUUACACUUUUGCUUUCUCAUCAGUAUGGUGAGGUUAUAUACAAAUGAAUGGACUGGCAAUUUGUCUGUAAUCUUGUUUGUAGCCUUUCUUUUGAGUGAACUGAAUGGUAAAGCAUGAACAUACUAGGGGGGUCUGGGGGGCAUGCUCCCCCUGGAAAAUUUGAAAUUUAGGUCAUCUAAAACAGCUGGAAAUGCGCCUAAAUCUUGCAUCCUUUUAAUACUGAGCCUCUCUAUGGGCAUGCACCCGUAUUGUGGUAUAAAAAAUCGUAUUGCACUUGGUGCACGCAGCUAAAAUUGGCUCUGCACACACGAGAUCUCAUUGAGUUCUGCCAUAAAUGUAGUUUGCAGACUGGCGCACACUCGCUUGCGCUCUCCACCACCCCUGGAAAAAUUAGGGACCAUAAUUUGGGACCAACCUUGAAACUCAACUGCUCCCAGGAUUCAAACUGAGGCCAUAUUGGUGGGGACAAGUGCUCUCAGCUCUGCACCACCCAUUCUCUCCAAGAGUUAUUGUUAUGAGUAGCUGUAGUUACACUAGCUAUUUUGCCUGUACGUGAAAAAUGGUCUUGCCUAUGGGGAAAGCUCCUUUUUCUUUGGUUUGGAGGAGGGGGGGAGGGGAUUAACCGAUUUUCUUGCAAUUAUUGCCUUCAGUAAAUUCCCAUGGGUCCAUAAGAAAAGAUUAUUGCCCAUCACAGGCAUAGAGUGUAAGUCCUGUGGUUUAUAAAGAAGACAACGUGGGCCAACUAAUCAAGAAAAAUGGUUAUUUUGUUUUAGGAGCAGCUUCACAAUAGGUUCUUUUGUUAUUUUGUGAGAAGCAAAUAAGACAAUGAUAGUGACUGGGUAUUUUGAAGUUAAGCCUUCAUGUGUGUUUACAUGAAUGUUAUUUUGCAAGUCCCCCUACUCCUAAACGCAAGAUGUAUUAAUGUUUAGCGCUUUUUAUAAAGUUUUUAUUUCAUUAACUUUUUAAAAUAUUUUUCUUUUAAGUGUGCGAUUUUUCAACUGCAAACCACUAUAAACUGAAGGAACAUUGCCGAAGUCAUACUAGAGAGAAAAUUUUUGCAUGCAAUACUUGUGGUGGAAUGUUUGCCAGCAGAACUAAGCUUGUAGACCAUUUAGUAAGACAGAAUUCAUCUGGAUGUAAGUGUGGCAUCUAUUUAGUACGCUAUUAUCUUAUUAAGAAUGGUAAUAGGACUGAGUGAAGUCCAGUUCAGUCUGUAAAUUGUGUAAGUAAUUAAGGAGUCCUGGAUUUUGUUAAUCAUGAGUAAAUAAAUUGUUAAUCGUAACCAUUACAAUUAUUUCUAAGAAAACACAUUUAUUCUUUUUUUGUGAAAGAGCUUUCAAUACCAAUAAUUUAUCCAAAAUUAGAGAAAAUACCUUUGGUAGACACACUGUCUAGUGUUACAAAUUUUACCAUUUUGAAAAUCUCCAGUUUGGUAGGGUAUGUGGUUGUUGCUAUGGUUAUUGAAAUAAAUUUAGAGUACACUCAAUAUGAUUGGCUGAUGUAACUUUCUGACGAUGAGUGUUCCAUUACAGCCAACUGUCUGAUUACACUGUCCCAUAACAACCCUACACAAUGAUUAGAGAAAAAUAAAACAGUUAAUGCACCAAUCAAAUUUGAGGAAAUUGUAAUGGUUAUGAUUAUACAUGAAGUCAAACUGAUGGGGUAAAAUUAUAUGGAGCAUGCUUGUGCUUGGCUUCCUACAUGUAAAUAUACCCAGUAAUACUCGAAUCUUGGAAUACAGGGGGUGUAUGUUAAAGACGUUAAGAGGUUAAGGAUGUUUUAACUUAAUCUCAUCCAGCUCUAAGUCGAUGUCAUGGAAAUAUUUGGUGGUUCAAUUUUGUUUGACUUACAUCAUAUAUCAAGAUACUGUACACGUAGAACUGUUUAUCAAGAAUAAUAAUCAUUAAAAGAGAAACUGAACGAAACUGAACUGUACACCAUAGAGUUCUAAAGUGUGACGUCAGAAAAAAAAUUAAAUUUGUGAAAUUAUGGGAUUUAUUGGGAUAUUCUGAAAGAACAACAUCCAAGAGGCUUACUUGCCAAAAACUAGCAUUGUGGGGCAAGUUGUCGGUGAGAUAUUAGCCCCUUUAUGCUCUGAUGACUCCAUACAAAUGACUCAAGUCCAGUUAAGAAGGAUUUGUAUGGAGCUGUCAGAGCAUAACUGGGCUAAUAUCUCAGAGACAAUUCACCCCCAAAAGCUAAUUUUUUUGGCAAGUAGGCCUCUUGGACAUUGUCAUUUCAGAAUAUCCUGAGAGAUAAACUGGACCUAAGGGCACUUAAUAUAUAUUUAAAAUCAGAAUUGGUCAACAUCCCUUUUUGCUAAAAACCCAUCUCUGCCAUGCGUUAUAUGAUUUACAAAUAGACUGACUUGGCUGGGCAGGCCUGAUUAAUAGUGGAAUUCGCUUUACAACUGGACUGGUUUGGCCAGCUAGUUCCAAUGAGACUUUUAAGUGUCAUUUGUGUUCAUUCUAGGGAGUUGUCCAUUUUAUAAAAUGUAGGUGUCUUUUUUAGUGAGGCGUGCAUCCUAUGAAGGUGUUUGUUAAGAGAUUUUAGUGGACAGGGAUGAUCGAAUGGGGGCAAAAAUCAAAACCCAAAAAAAUCCCUGGACCAAAAAUUUACCUCCCCCCCCCCCAACCCCUAACCAAAAAAAAAAAAAAAAAAAAAAAAUACCACACAAAAAUUCCGAACCCUAAAAAAUUCAAAAAAAAAAAAAAAAAUAAAAAAUGGAAAAAAAAAAAAUUUUAAAAAAAAAUUUUGUUAAAAGAGAAAAAGACAAGUCAAGACACCAAACAAAUAACAAAAACGUAUUUUGGCCGUCUAGUUUCAAUGAGUCUUUUAGAGGUCUUUUGUGUUCAUUUUAGGGGGUUUUGCAUUUUAUAAAAUGUUGGUGUUUUUUUUAGGGAGGCGUGCAUCCUAUGAAGGGGUUUUUUAAAAGAUUUUAGGGGACAGGGAUGAUCGAAUGGGGGCAAAAACCAAAACCCAAAAAAAACCCUGGAACAAAAAUUUACCCCCCCCCCCCCCAUCCCCUAACCAAAAAAAAAAGCAAAAAAAAAAAUUCCCACGCUGAAUUUCCGAGCCUUAAAAAUUUCCAGAAAGCAUUAAAUGAUAUAAGAUGGAAAAAAAAAAGUUUUGAAAAACAAGUUUUGUUGUUACUUUGUGUUUUGUUGCAGAAGUAUGUGGCCAGGAUAUGCAGUCACUACAUGAAUCUUCAGAUUGUUUUGAAUAUCGCCAAAACUCCCUAAUUAAACUAAGCCAUUCCAAAAAAUUCCUGCCAAAAUUUCCAACCCUAGAGAAAUCCUGCAAAUGAAAAUUUCAAACCCCCCAAAACCCUUUGAUCAUCCUCGUCACUUGAAAUCCCAAGUACCCCCUGGGGAGUUGUCUUUCAACGGUUCAAAUUUUAUGUAUCGUUUGUUUAUAACUCCUUAAUAUUCAUUAAAAUUACUUAAAGCAAAAUAAAAUUGGAAAAAGGGUAAAGUUAAAUCACAGCUCAUGAUAUGAUGACAUAAUUCUAUAUUGUUUUCUUUUCUUGAAGAUGAAAGUUUCCAGUGCUCACACUGUUUAAAGCAUUGCGGCUCAGAACGCAUAUUACGAGAUCACAUGCGACACCAUGGUAUGUAACAAAAUUAUCUCAAUAAAUAAAAACAAGUGAUGAUUCUGUAGUUGCCAUAGCACAUCCAGUUGAUUGUUCUUUGUCUAACAAUAUCCUCGAUCAAAUUCGAAUUUGGAAAUUCUAGUAUAUUACAACAGGGGAAAACCAAUAUACCAAUUCUCAAAGUAAUGAUUAAAAAUACUGACAGCGUUUUUCUUUUCACGUUUUUCUCUUGUAGUUAACAAUGUGAAGUGUCAGUUUUGUGACAUGACCUGCCCAAAUGCUUCUGCUCUUAAGCAACAUGUGAAAUUCAGACAUUCAGAUGAAAGACCCUUCAAAUGUGAUGUAUGCAGUUACACGUAAGUUGUGGGUCACUGAUAUUAAAUUUGCUGUCAAUAACAAUUCAUUUAAUUAAAAAAAAAUCCUUGUCUUUUCUGCAUUCGAUGGCUAACAAUUUUUAUCAAGUACAGUAAAAAAUAGCAGUAACAAAAUCCUUUUAUACUUUUGACCAUGUACAUAAUAUUAUAGUAGAAUAUUUUCUAAUUAUAUAUAAAAUAUUAUAUCCUUUGAUUAAACAAUUGAACAGGCCAACAUUCACAUUUUGAAAUGGAGGAGUUGAGAUGUCUGAAAAUGCCACUAGUUUUGUCUUGCAACCAAUCAGACAGCAAUUUUGAACAAUGUAAGAUUUUCAAAGGUAAAGCAAGACUAUUGGAUGUACUUUCAACAUAAAAAAUCACAAAAGGCUGAAUGAUACUCUUCGGGUAAUUUAUUUAAAUGGGAAUAACCUAUGGUAGCAAUAAUGCGGGCCUUCCCUUGCUUGCUCCCCAUUCUAACUCGGUUGUAAGACAGACCUUUAUUAAAGUAGAACUCUAAACAUGUACACAAAACCUUUGUUCACAAAUCAUACUUUACAUAGAUUAGACUAUGUCUAGAUGGAAGGUAAAAUAAAAGCCUGUUAGCCCCCUGAUACCUGCACUCCACCACAUAUUUAACAUGAUUUACUACAAUUUUAAAUGUGAUUAUUUUUAAAGUUUGGGUAAGAAUUCAACUUAAUAGCUAUUUUCUCUUCAGGUGCAAGAUGCCUUCAGAUCUGGCACGCCAUCGAGAAUUCCACAAUGCAGUUUUAGCAUACCACUGUGAUGUGGAGGGCUGUAAUUUUUCUGCCAGAUCCAUGCAAACUGUAAAGAGACAUCAGAAAGUAGAACACCAGGUUAGAACAACAGUCAAACUCCACUUUAAGGACUCCUCAUUAUUACGCACAGUUUAUGGACAUUAUUACAGACCCGCUUAAUAGUCCAGUUUUGAGUUCGCUAUGACUACUAAAUAAAAGAAAUGAAGACACAUUUUUUACAGGCUUAGCCUCAAUGUGAAUAAAUAUAUUCACAUAUUUGUAAAAGAAGAAGACCUGUUUAUUACUCUGUCUAUUGAAUUCUUCACAUUUUAAACACUUACUUGCUGGAAUUUGCUAAGUUUUUACUUUAUGUUAACCCUGUGUGAACGUGUCGAUAAUGUUUGUAUGCAGUGGUAAUUUUUAAUAGUGAAACUGGACUAUAUGGACACCCUGUUAAUUGCAGACACUUUCUUUGCCCCCCCUUAGUGUCUGUAUUAAGUGUUAAUUUAACAGGGUUGACUUUAAUACUGCUACGUCUCUCUUUUGUCUUUAUUUGCCAGUUUUAAUUUUUGAUUCAAUACAGUGUAUGCCAAACAAAAUUCUUUGUUAAAAAAAUGCUCGUGAAAAAUGAGGAGAUCAAAGCAAUUCCUCUUGGUGAUCAUUAAUUGUUAAUUCUUGGAUUAAACCUUUUCUACAUUGUACUUGAUUAUGUGUGAAUAUUGUGCGACAAAAUUUGAUAUUGGUCACUCUUCGCACUUAAAGAGAAUUUUUAAUUUUUGAUCCAAUACAGUGUAUGCUAAACAAAAUUCUUUGUAAAGAAUGCUCUUGAAAAAUUAGGAGAUCAAAGCAAUUCCUCCUGGUGAUCAUUAAUUGUUAAUUCUUGGAUUAAACCUUUUCUGCAUUGUACUUGAUUAUGUGUGAAUAUUGUGCGACAAAAAUUGAUGUUGGUCACUCGUGGGACUUAAAGAGAAUUUUUUUUAACCUUGUUUGAUUCUCAAUUUCCUUUGUCUUUUAGCCCUAAUUCAGUUUGUAAUAUUAGAGCUAGAAGGUAAAGGAAGUUGAGAAUCCACCUAGAUUUUUAAAAAAUAAUAAUCUAAUCUUGAUUUUUAUCUAUGAGAUCUAUGGUUUAAUUUAUCAGCCUGAUUGAUUGUCUCAUAAGUGCCAGGGCUCUCAUUAAGAGGCGGGGACCGGGGAUUUCCCCUGGCUACUACGAACAUGGUCCCCGGCUGCUUUCAUAGGAAAAUAGAAGAAAAAUAGAACCAAAAGAAAUCCCUAGCUGUUUGAUUCCCCGCCUACUUGUUGGAUUUAUCCGGCAACUUGAAAUCUUGGUGACAACCCUGUAAGCGCUCUGUCUGUGAACAUGUCCUGGGGCCUGGGACCCAUCACACUGAAGCCACAGUCAGGUUCAGUGGCAAUUCCAGUGAAGUGAAAUAGAAUUUGAAAAAACAACAACUUACAACAAACAAACAAACAAAAAUAAAAAAAACAGUAUUAUGCAUCGGAUCUAUUAUGUUUUAUUUUUUUUAGGGUAUUGAUUUAUAUCGUUAUGAGUGUCAUGUGUGUGGGCAGCGAUACACUCGAGGAUCAGGACUAACAAACCAUCUAAAGAAGAAACACAAAUUCAGUUGGCCGGCUGGUCAUCCACGCUUCAGGUUGGACAUCAACAUGCACAUUCUCUUUACUGGUUUCCAUUGUCAAAGUGCCAGGCUUUCUCUGGCUGUACAUAUUUCAUCAUGCAUCCUUGAUUUUGCUAUGCAGUUUCAUGAAAAAAUUUUCAUUUAGUCUUGGUGACUACUGUAAAAUUUGCCAAUAUAAAAUUAUUUGAAUUGCCUUGAAUAAAAAACAGUUAUUCUCUGAAGUGGAGGUGGCUAGUGGUGGAAAUUUAGCAAGCCGCGAGGCAGAAAGGUAAAUGUCAGCCACUAGCCACGGACAGUCAAACAGCCCAUCAAACAGCUGCACUCAUUUUUGUACCAUUGCUGUUUUUGUGAUGGUUAUGAUAAUGUUAUUGUUGAUGAUGAUAAUGAUGAUGUUGAUGAUGAUGAUGACGAUUUUGCCUAUUGUCUCCACACAGGUACAAGGAGUGUGAUGAUGGCAUAUGCCGCUUACAAACUGUGCGCUUUGAAAGCCUCCAUCUCUCACAGUUAUUAAAUGAGCAAGAGGGUCAAACUAACUCUCCUGUGGAUAAUGCCAGCUCUCCAGCAACUUCAGGGGGAUCUCCAGAAACAUCUGCAGUAGGGUCUCCGUGUUCGAAUGUAGAAGACCCACUUGAAGAUCAGCGUUUUCAAGAUCUCCUCGAACAAUAUGGGCUGAGUGACAAUGGCAGUGAAACGCUAGUUAGAAAGCCAGACAGCUGCGCAGGUCCUAUUAGACACUCACCAAAGAGAAAGCCAACUAUGGUACACCCCUAUGAACGGCCUGACUCACCAGAGCUUGAUCUGCCUCAAGCGUUGCUUGAUCUACACGAGGCUGCAAUCAGGCUUGCAAAUGCCGAACAUGCAAAUUGA